Molecule: messenger RNA, 1954 nt
Organism: Menidia menidia (Atlantic silverside)
Lineage: Eukaryota; Metazoa; Chordata; Actinopteri; Atheriniformes; Atherinopsidae
Source: the annotation of a GenBank genome assembly
AGAGAGAGACGCAUCGACGAAGCCUCUUUAACUUUAUCACAAACGUAUCUAAAUAUUAGUUCUGUGUGCUGAUUUAGUAUAUUUAUCACGAGUUUUCUCAGACGGCUGCGGUUUACGCAGAACGUCAGCGUCUGCGUGAGCUGCUCCGCCCAAACCGGAAGCAGGAAUGAGAGGAGGUCAAAGGGCAACUGCGAGAACUUAAAGUCGUCGGUCACAGAUUUAUAUUUGCGGAAUAAAUAUGAUGGCCACUGGAGUUUCAGGUGAAAUCUGACGCACUUGCAAAAAAGUCUGUGCUAUCUGACACGAUGAUCGUCCAUUGAUGGGUAUAAUCAAGAAUUUGACUGGUAAAGUGCCUUUAAUUCGCCAGAAUCUAGUAAGAAAUCAACAAAAAACAAUCAUGUCCGGACGACUUCAAGCUCGCAGAACAGUUGGUGUUGACAAAAACGUCUGGGUUGAAUUCACACAGCUGGCUGCAGACUACAAAGCAGUGAACCUUGGUCAGGGAUUCCCCGAUUUCUCUCCUCCAAAGUUUGUCCAGGAAGCUUUCUGUAAAGCUGUGAGUGGAGGGCCUUCAAUGCACCAGUAUACCAGAGGCUUUGGCCAUCCUCGUCUUGUCAAAGGUCUGGCCAAAUUCUUCAGCGGGAUUGUGGGACAUGAGAUCGAUCCCUUUGAAGACAUCUUGGUGACGGUUGGAGCUUAUCAGGCUCUCUUCUGUGCGUUUCAGGCUCUGAUCGACAAAGGGGAUGAGGUCAUAAUCGUCGAACCGUUCUUUGAUUGCUACCAGCCGAUGGUGCUGAUGGCAGGAGGGACGGCAGUGUAUGUACCUCUGAGACCAAAAGAGGGCAGCACUGUUCUGUCGAGUGGAGACUGGGUGCUUUCUGCCGAGGAGCUGGCCAGUAAAAUCACUCCAAACACAAAAGCCAUCGUUUUUAACACUCCCAACAACCCAUUGGGAAAGGUUUUCAAGAUGGAGGAACUCCAAAUGAUUGCCGACCUGUGCAUCAAACAUGAUCUGCUGUGCUUCUGCGACGAGGUGUACGAGUGGCUCACCUACGAUGGAGCCAAACAUGUAAAGAUAGCCAGCCUCCCCGGCAUGUGGGAGCGAACCAUCACAGUCGGCAGCGGUGGAAAGACUUUUAGUGCCACUGGCUGGAAGGUUGGCUGGGCCAUGGGCUCUGGAAGUCUAAUUAAACACAUGAAAAUCAUCCAUCAGAACUCUGUUUAUCACUGUGCAACAGCUGCACAGGAGGCAGUAGCUCAGGGAUUCGAAAGGGAGCACGAGCUGUUCGGGACUCCAGAGAGCUACUUCCAGCAGCUGCCUGCAAUGCUGCAAAACAAGAGACUGAAGCUGGCCUCGUGUCUGCAGAGCGUGGGUUUGCAGCCCAUCAUGCCAGAGGGGGGAUAUUUUAUGAUCGCAGACAUCUCCUCAGUUAAAGUGGACCUGAGUGAUGAGAGCACCAAGAAUGAAUCCUAUGACUUCAGAUUUGUAAAAUGGCUAAUUAAAGAGAAAGGUUUAGCAACAAUCCCUGUGUCCGCGUUCUUCAGUGCAGAACACAGCAAGGACUUUGACAAAUACAUCCGCUUCUGCUUUGUAAAGGAGGACUCCACACUGGAUGCAGCAGAGGACAUCCUGAGAAAGUGGAGUCAAAGAGAGUAAAACUACCCAUCCAUCUGUAUUUUACAGGCUGCUUAAAAUGGUUUAAUCUCAGACCUGAGAAAAGCUAUUUCAGUGUUUUUUCUUUGGUGUCGUGUUUGUCCCUGUAGUUGAUAAUGCAACUCAAACCAACUUCCAUCCAUCAAGGAAUUCUGAUGAUCGACUAUAUUUCUCAGGAAAUACAAAUAUAAUGCACAUGUGAUUAAGUUUGAUUAUAAAUGUGUGUCCCAUCCUCAUUACAAGAGUAUUUGUUGAGAUCAAAAUAUGCAAAAAGUUUAAUAAUAAACUUUAAGUAAACUU